This is a messenger RNA of Solanum dulcamara, 835 nucleotides long. RefSeq names its product probable calcium-binding protein CML46. The transcript has a single exon. Gene Ontology annotation, molecular function: calcium ion binding. NCBI's taxonomy places the organism in Eukaryota, Viridiplantae, Streptophyta, Magnoliopsida, Solanales, Solanaceae. The coding region runs from base 87 to 722 and encodes 211 amino acids. The record is from RefSeq and is a predicted model, not a curated record.
AAUUCGUCUCUACACCAUCCCAUGAUUUAAUAUUAAUUCCAAACAAGAAUUAAUUAGCUUCAAAAGAAAACACACAAGUUUGAGAAAUGGAGAACAUUUUUUCAAUAUCAGCAAUUAGUCCUUCAUUAUUGGGCAAGAAAAUAGCUGAUGAUCUCAAUCAAUUUUUUUUUAUCAUAUUAAGGUGUACCAUUCUCAGCAUCCUAAGCACAUUUCAAGAUUUAUAUUCUUGUUUUUUUUUUACUCUCCGAGCACUAGUUCUAUUCUUCGUCACUCUCCGAAAGGCGUUGACUCGAGGUGAUCAUGAUAAUAAUCCUCCUGAUGUUAAGAAUUCAUCAAACACCUUGAAAAAUUGUGGACAUGAUGAAAAUCGCGAUAUUUUUGAGGUAGUAAUUAUGGAUAAACUAAUUAGUUUAUGCAAUUCAAAUGGGAAUAAAAUUGAGGAUAAAACAGAGUUGGCUGAGGUUUCGAGUUUAUUUGAGGAAGUAGAACCUAGUUUUGAAGAAAUUAAGGAAGCUUUCGAUGUGUUUGAUGAAAAUGGAGAUGGAUAUAUUGAUGCAAGUGAGUUAAUGAAAUUAAUUUGGAGAAUGGGUUUCUCCGAAUUUUCGAUGAAGGAUUGUAAGAAGAUGAUUAUAGCCUUUGAUGAAAACAGAGAUGGAAGAAUUGAUUUUCAUGAAUUUUUGAAGCUCAUGGAACAGAGCUUUCGGGAUCCUGAGAAGAGUUAGACUGAGUUUUUUUUAUUUUUAUUUUUAUACCUUACUUCUAUUAAGUACUACUACUACUACUAUCAUAAAGUAUCCAUACCAAAAGGUGUAAAUCCAUUAACAAUGUUGUCAUG